UACCUACAAGCUCUGUUUUAGACCGUGUUCCUGUCAUCUAAGAAACCUCUGUGUUACUGGCUGGCUGAGAGUCAUGUCUGACUGCGAAGUGGGGGUGCAGGACCCUGUGGCUUCUCCAGGACCCCACCGGGACGGACUCGCUGUGGGAAGCGCACGGAGGGACAUAUGCUGAAUGCUCCCAGGAGAGACCCAGGAGGUGAAGCCGUGUGAGCUUCUUGCCCUGAAGACAGUCUGCUCCAUGGGAGAGGAGGCUCCCCAAAGUCCUGACUGGCUUUGUGGGGAGCAGUUCCAGAGCAUUGCCCGGGGACUCCGUGACAGAGGGAAGCGCGGGAACCCCUGGCACCGGGCUGGGCUGGGUGGGAGGCUGGCACUGCACGGCCUCAGUCUGGGUACCACGUAACUCUGCCGCUUCCCUGGCUCCCGCAGGCUCUUCGGGUCAGCAGGCUCCGGCGGAGGGGGACGGAGGGCAAGGGAGAAGGUGCAAAGAAGGAGCGGGGGAAGCAGCCGCGUGAGCGGCUGGGCCGGGACCCCCCAAGCCGUGCUCGCCGAGCCCACGGGAACCGCUCCAUCCACCAGGCAGGCAGCCGGCAAACGGAGUGCCGCCCGCCAGGGCAGCAUGAGGAGGGACUGCCCCACCCACAGGAGGCCCAAGGCUCCUCCAGGGAGCAGGAGGAAUGUGUCUGCUGCUCCGCUCUCUGGCACGAGACUCUCCUGCGUGGGCAAGAGCAGGCCCAGAGCUCCUUGUCCGGCCAGCAGGAGCUGUUCCUGCGCAGCUGGGGGCUAGCUCAGAGCUCCUCUUCUCUCCAGCACGAGCCGCCCCUACUCGCUUGGGAGCGGAGAACUGGAUCGAGCCAGCACGCGAUGUUUCUUCCCAGGCAUGAGGAGUACCCCGGCCCCUCUCCUGCCGUGCAGGAGCCCUUCCUUCCAAGCCAAGGGGAACAUGGCUGGGGAGGGAGUUUCCUGCGCAGAGGCAGAGCAAGGAGUCCCCAGGCCGCUCACCAGAGGCAGGCGCAUCACCCCGAUUGGAUGCCGUUUCUGGCCAAGUCCCCCGGUGGGGCCAGGAUGUCAGGGCGGGAGGCCAAAUGGCAACAAGACCGAGAGAGCGCAGUGCCCAGGGCCGCGGGGGAAGCUCUGACGUCUCUGGCUGGGAGAUCCCCGGCGCGGGGCAGCCCUGGAGCCCUGCGUGUGCCCAGCAGGAUCGAAUUGGCCGAAGCGGAGACCCCCUUCCUCCAGAGCGACGUCAGGGCGAUUCUCGAGCGGCACGUCCAGGUGAAGAGGCUGCAGCACGCCCUGGGGCUGCCCUGCACCCUGCAGAGAGCUCUGAAGAUCUUCAUGCCCCCAGCACCGAAACUCACCGCCCGCAGACCCUCGGGGGCAGGCAGGGUGGUGACAGUGCCACAGGCCCUGCCCUUCCUGAGCGUUGGCUUCAGGGCGGAGCUGGAGCGACAUCUGCAAAGGCUGGUGCAUCUGAAGAGAUGGGGGAUGCCCAGCAGGAUCCAGGAAUCCUUGAGGCUGUUUGCUGCUUUUGCCCCGCCGGCAGGCCCGCAGCUUCGUGGGGCCGGUGGGGAAAGGGGCGUCGGGCAAAGCCGGCUGGGGCCCAGCCAGCCAGACGUCCCCGCAGGGAGCCGCUUGGCAGCAGACAGCAGAACCCAUGGCCUUGCUGCUGAGCGGAGGGACAAGCUCCAGUGGCACCUCGCGAGGAAGUGCCUAGAGAUCAGGGUGGGGGUGAGGCCGGCCCUGGUGGAGAGAUCCCAGAGAGUGGCCAGGGAGGGGGAGAGGAUACACCUCCCCAGGCUGAUCUGUGCAGGCCAGAAGCCCCCCAAGCCCAGGGCCGGCUCCCUGCUCUGCCUGCCGCCCACGGCUACGGAUACGCUGGACAUGAACGUGAGACACAAGCAGCUGGUGCAUUUCUGGGGGCUGCCCACGCCGCAGGCGGCGUCUCUGCCGAGGAUGAUGCCGAAGGCUCCGGCUGUGCCGCUGGGGAGCGCAGCGGGGAGGGCCUGGACGCAGAUGGGCCUGGCUGGACGCGUGGGGGCCGAGGAGCCGGAGUGGAACGGCUACGAGGAGCCGGUUCCCCUGACAGAAGCCAGCACAGUCGAGCUGCUGGUGCCCCACCCGGGGCCGCCUCUGGUCACAGCCGAGGCCAGGGACCGUCUGGAGCGCCACAUCCUGAGGCAGAAGCUCCAGCGCGAGUGGGGCUUACCGCGCGUGGUGCAGAGAUCGCUGGGCGCGUUCACACCCCCGCCACCUGGGAGGGGGCUCCCGAGGCGGGGCCAGGCCCCAGCCAGAGAGAGCGUCGCCACGGGCAGCCUGCACUUCCUGCGCACGGAAACCAGGGAGCGCCUGGAGUCGCACGUGAGGAAACUGGCCCUGGAGCGGAGAUGGGGCCUGCCCCAGAGGAUCCUGGAGUCCUUACGGAUGUUCCUGCCGCCUGCCCCAGCGGGAGCAGAGCCCAGAGGCCAAACCCAGCCCCUGCUCCAUGUCUGCCAUACACCCCCCCAAGGUCCUACAGCCCUCUCCACGGGGCAAUCGGGAGAGCUCCAGCCAGGCCCCGGGGAGCCCGUCACCCACCGCUCCCAGCACUGGCACGAAAUGGGGGUAAAGGAGGGCAAAGCCAGCUGCCCCGAGGCAGUGCCCCAACACGCCCUGGGGAGCAGCAGCAGGAGAAGCCAGGAGACCUCCCAGACGCGUGAUGGGGAAGGGCCCCCCGACUCCCCACGCCGCUUCCCGGAGGACAAGGCAGAGCUGAAAUCCACCCUGGACUUUCCCGGGAAGAAGGUGCUGGGAAUUUCCCACAGGGCCCAGGAGUCCCAGAGACAGGCCUUGCGCCCGGUGGCCCAUGAGCCUGCCCCACAGCAGAGAGAGCAGAGCUCUGAGGAAAGGCCCGGGCGGUGGAGGACCCACGAUGGCGAAGGAGCCCCGCGGCUGGCGGGGACCGGCAGGCGCUCCCGGAGCUCGUCCGUGGAGACAGCCCUUUGGCGUGAGAAGAGGAUCUCGCGGGAGCCAGAAUCCAGCUUCAGGAGAAUGGCCCAGAGCUGCAGCCGCCAUGGCCCAGCGGGGAAGCAGCCUCUGUCUCUGGAAAUCCUGGGCCACCUGGACAUGGACCAUUGCACGUGCCCAGACUGCCCGUGCUGCCAGCUAGAGGGGCGGGACGGUGCCCGCUCUCGGGGGGCCAGCUCUCCUGUGGGGCAGACACAGCGUCUCUGUGUAAGGGGGUCAGUAACUCUCCUAGGAGACGCGGCAGCUCCCAGCGCGGCGAAAGAUGAACCGUCUGCCUCCUCUCUGUCGUCUCUGGAGGGCAGCGAGUCCAGGGCCUCUGCGGGAGAAAGCGCUCGCACAGCCUCUCGCCCAGCGCCCGAGGAGCCCAGGCUGGCAGGGGUGCAUCUUGCUCCUCCGCGGGCCGCGGCACACCGGCUGUACUGGCUGGCGCAGAAGACUCCGGCUUCCUUCCUCCUGCCGCCCUGUGUCAUACGCUCCCAGGCCGUCUGUGCCCACAUGGCAGCUGAGCGGCUGAGAGCCGCUGCCCAGGAACACGGGCGGGAAAUGAACAUGCGGCUGCAGCAUAGGAGGGGCCGGAAAAGCCAGCUGGGAGAAAGAGCCCUCCCCGCGGGCACAGGAGAGCCGGGAUUCCCGACAGCUGGCUCCUUGGGCCAGAGACUGACCAGAGAGUCCCAGAGCCUGGCAACCCAGUACCUGUGUGAGACGUGCCGCAGCCUCUUCACCGCCGGUGAGGAGGGACUCAGCCCCCUGCCCUGUCCACCUCCAGGGAGAGGGGCCGAGUCACCGUCCGUCCCCUGCAAGGGGAAGGGCCCCGCCUUCAGGGGACUCAUGCUGGCCUUCCUCAAACGCGUCACCUCCAGGGCAUCGGUGGGGAAGAGAGGACGGGUCGACGGGUCGGUGGCUGCACCGCGCGGAGCCCCCCCGCCCCCUCGGAAACUCGCCCCGUCCCCCAAGAGCGUAACCUUCAAUGGUGAAGUCCACAUGCGGGCACUGGUCACGAGAUGCCAGCUGUGUUGCGGCGGGGAGAAGAUGGACGGUGCUGGGAGAAAGGAGCCAGCCGCAGCCGCUCGGACCAGGGGGCUGCCCGGGAAUGGGGCUCCCCAGGGAUCUGGGGCGGCCUCCCCCAGUGCCAGGCGAGGAGACAGGCGGAGGGGCAGGGUGACCAGGGGAGAAGGAGGCGAAGGAGUCGCGUCUCUCAAGGCGGCAGACCCACGGCAGCAGGGGGCUGGGUGGGGGCAGAGCUGCGUCGUCCUGGACGCGUGCACGGCAGCAGCCUUCAUCUCAAACCAGCUGGACGAGCGGAUGGUCGUCAUCGGGCUCAUCCUUGAGAAAAAGCUAGGCCUACGGCAUGGCCUGUACGCCUGGCAGCGCAGCCUGGAGAGGAGGAGAGCCCUGUGGGGACAGGGAGGCAGCAGAGAGGGGGCCGGUGCGGAGCGUGCUGGGGACAUGGGGGACAGGGACCAAAGUUAGGGUUGGGGUUUGCAGUUGGCUAAUAAACCUCUGUUUUACGUGCAAUCUGCAGGAGUGAUCUGGGGCCCGACACAGCAGCAGGGGGAGGGCAGGGUCUAGUGGCUGGCACUACGGUUGCCAGGUGUCCAGUUUUCGACAGGCCUGGUCGAAAAGGGACCCUGGCGGCUCCGGGCAGCACCGCUGACCAGGCCGUUAACAGUCCACUUGGCGGCACAGCGGGGCUAAGGCAGGUUCCCUGCCUGCCGUGGCUUCACGCAGCGCCCAGAAGUAGCGGUAUGUCCCUGUAGUAGUUCCGGGGUGGGGCUCGUCCCUUUCAGGGGCGCCGGGGAGCCAGGCCGCCCCGCUACAAAGCGAAUAACAGUUUAAGGUUCAGGCCCUUAUGCAGGGAGUGAGCACACAAGUACCAGCCCCGGCCCUAGGUCAGGGCGGGGCAGCAAACCAAUCGUCAGUCAGAGGCCCAGGCCCCUUGGACAAGGAGGA
This is a messenger RNA of Chrysemys picta bellii (western painted turtle), 4950 nucleotides long. RefSeq lists its product as uncharacterized. NCBI's taxonomy places the organism in Eukaryota, Metazoa, Chordata, Testudines, Emydidae. The record is from RefSeq and is a predicted model, not a curated record.